UGUCUCUGCUUUCACUUCAACUAUACGUUUGCGAACCCCACCUUGAAAAAACAGUACCAACCAAUUCAAGAACAAAUAAAAAUCAAAUCUUUGCACGCAAAUGCGAUUGUUGCUGUGGUAGCUCUGAUCAAGAAGACUCAAUGGCGGCGCAAGUCUCGGCAGCCGCGGCCAGCGGCGAUGUAGCGAGGGCCCAUUUGGCCAUGGCGGCGGUGCAGCUCUUCAACGGCGGUUACCACGUCAUCACUACGGUGGCGCUCAAUGAUGGGGUCAACCAGUUUGUCUUCUGCGUGUUUAGGGACCUCUUGGCGCUCUCGAUUCUUGCCCCUGUUGCCUAUUUUGUGGAGAAAAAGAAGAGGUUGCCUUUAAACAGAAGCCUUGUAUUCACGUUUUUCCUUCUCGGGCUAACCGGGAUUUUCGGGAACCAGCUUUUAUUUCUUCUCGGGCUUAGCUACACAAGUCCGACUUAUGCUUCAGCCAUACAGCCUUCUAUUCCAGUAUUCACAUUCAUUUUUGCUGUGAUGAUGGGGACAGAGACGGUCAAUCUACGUAAAGUAGAAGGUCAAGUAAAGUUAGGAGGUACUCUUGUUUGUGUUUCUGGUGCCAUUCUAAUGGCUAUCUUCCGGGGGCCAGCUGUGUUCGGACCCGAGGAGUUACUUACAGCAAAUGCUGAGCCUAAUGCCGAGGUUCAGUCACAACCUGCUCUCUGGUUGAUAUCCAAUUUUCUGGGGUUAGGGAUCGAGACUUGGCAUCUCGGGGUUUUGUGCUUAAUUGGAAACUGCAUAUGCAUGGCUGCUUUUCUCGCCAUUCAGGCUCCACUUUUAGCUAAAUAUCCGGCUAGUAUAUCAGUGACGGCCUAUUCAUACGGUUUUGGUGCUAUAUUAAUGGUAGCGACUGGAGUACUUGCAACGAAUACAUCAUCAGACUGGAAUCUCACAAAAUCCGAGGUUAUUGCAGUUUGCUAUGCUGGAGUUGUAGCAUCUGCUCUGAACUACGGACUCGUAACUUGGUCUAAUAAAACGAUGGGCCCUGCCUUGGUUGCUCUCUACAAUCCACUUCAACCUCUUGCCUCAUCCAUCCUAGCAAAAGUCUUUCUUGGAAGCACAAUUUAUUUGGGAAGCAUUAUUGGAGGAGUGCUCAUUAUAAUCGGACUUUAUUUGGUCACAUGGGCGUCCUACAACGAGAAACAGGCAAGAAACGUGCUUCCUCAUGUCCGGUCAACUGAGCCGCUCAUUGACAGAGAUUCACCCGUGAAUAAGAUAUCUUAGCUGGUUUGGGCACGUUCUAUCAGGAGCUCGAACAUCGAAGGUCAUCAGAUUUGCGGCUUAAGAGGUUACAUUGGUUAUUCUUUACUGGGAUUUCAAGAUUUGUUUGAAAACUUUGAGCAUAUGUAUUAUGUUGUACUAUAUGUACUAUAUUUGAAAAAAAAAAAUUACUUUGUGGUGCCCUUUUUUCCAUAUUAUUUCCCAGAUAAUGUUCACUUUUUUUUGUGAAGAAUGUGUUCAAAACAAGCACAGUAAUAAUGUAUACUAUUACUAUGUUUAUAAAGAUAGCUUCAUAUACUUA
Messenger RNA from Salvia hispanica, 1563 nucleotides. Its product is annotated as WAT1-related protein At4g19185-like. Lineage: Eukaryota; Viridiplantae; Streptophyta; Magnoliopsida; Lamiales; Lamiaceae. Gene Ontology annotation, molecular function: transmembrane transporter activity. Gene Ontology annotation, cellular component: membrane. The record is from RefSeq and is a predicted model, not a curated record.